AUGGGCACCAAGCACGAUAAACCGAGUAGCUUGCAGGGCUACGCGGACGUGCAUGCUCAGAAGCUGUGGGCCGCGUUUAAAGGCUGCAAGCUGAAGCCGGAUAUGUCUUUCCGCAAGUACAUCGAGAUGCUCAAGGACAUCUGCAGCGAGCUGCGAAGGACGGAAGGCCAUCGCGGAUGGCUGCCACUGACGGCCGGCGCCAUUCCGGCGAAUCUGGGCGAGGUCGAGACCAACCUGAUGGACCUUGAGGUGGAGAUAGAGGCAUCAUCAUUGGCCGAGGUCCAGCCCGCAGUCCUCUUUGCCGGCAAGAGCAAUGCCGAGGGGGCCAGGUUCACGGGCGGCAUCGAUAACGAGAAUGACAGCUUCAGCGGCAGGAAGCUGGGUCACACCAUUAAGGAGUGCCACAGGGUGGGCCGGGACGGUGGCGGGGGUGGAAACACCUAUCAGCUAUCAAUAUUCAUGCUGGAGCUAUGCGACCAGCCAGAGUUGACAGCGGUGGCGUUGGAGCGGGAACACUCAACACAGGUGGAUGCUGUGGAGCUGGGCGGGUUGCAGGACCUCUGCUCCGGGGCGCAGAUGCAGCAUUCUUCGUUCUACGUAAUGAAGCCAUAA
This is a messenger RNA of Volvox carteri f. nagariensis, 612 nucleotides long. RefSeq lists its product as uncharacterized. The record is from RefSeq and is a predicted model, not a curated record. Lineage: Eukaryota; Viridiplantae; Chlorophyta; Chlorophyceae; Chlamydomonadales; Volvocaceae. The transcript has 5 exons. Bases 1 to 612 code for a protein of 203 amino acids.